Procambarus clarkii (red swamp crayfish) is the source of this 8430-nucleotide messenger RNA. RefSeq names its product proteasome activator complex subunit 4. Lineage: Eukaryota; Metazoa; Arthropoda; Malacostraca; Decapoda; Cambaridae. The record is from RefSeq and is a predicted model, not a curated record. Gene Ontology annotation, biological process: proteasomal ubiquitin-independent protein catabolic process. Gene Ontology annotation, cellular component: cytosol; nucleus. Gene Ontology annotation, molecular function: proteasome binding; peptidase activator activity.
CGGCUCUCUGCUGACGUAAACAACAUGGCAGCAACCAUUGUGAAAACAUCAUCGUGAACACUUGUGCGUCUUGCUCAACUUGUUGAGACGCAAAUGUUGAGGUGUAGCGAGGCACAGUAGUGGUGCCCCCUUCACGCCUCCCCGCCAUGGACGACCAGCACCUCGGUCUGGCCUUCACGCCCCAGAAACUGAUCAUCUACAAUAAGCUCUUGCCUUACAAGGCGCACAUCGCCAAGGAAAUUGUGGAGCAGCUCAGCGAUAUCAAAGAGAACUUGGGCAAGGCUGUUCUCCUCCGGGACAUUAGGCCAGGAUGUAUUCACUGGCUCGCCAAACUCUCGAGAUUUGUGAGACUGUAUGGUUUGUGCUUCUCGAAAGAGGACCACAUUCUUCUGGUGAAACUCAUGUACGAACUCGCCGUCUCCUUCAACCAAGAGUUUUGGGUCAUGGCAAAAUUUGCCCAGAUGCUCACAAUUCUAUUAAAGAAGAAGGAGCUACUAGCUCCAGAUGAAUUGAUUUUGGAAUGGCGUCCAUUGUAUGACUUGUACAAUAGCCUAUUUUACAACUCGUACAAUUCUAUUGGAAUGCUGAUGCUGCCAUCGCGGACCAGGAGGGCUGCCAGUCGUUUGUUUAGCCGUAGGAAGGGAGAUACAUCAAAUGCCGAAGGAGUUGUGGAGAGUAUGAUACGUGUUUGUCGGCCCUACUUUCCACUUGGAUCUACUUCUGAAAUCUUGGAGGAGGUUCGACCAAUGAUGUGUCCAUUUGACAUGACGAUGCAGCGAGCAAUGGUGUAUUUAGAGCUCUUUCUACCCACUUCUCUUUGUCCAGAACAGGCAGAAUAUGGCUGGAAAUUAUGGAAGGACGAGUUAUUGGAUAUCUGGAAUGCUUGCCACAACAGCAACUUUUGGUUUUGGGAAAACAGUAUGUUCUGGCUAUUCUCACGAAUGGCUUGGCACAACAUUGGAUAUGUGGAUUGGGAAAAACAUCUCCCUAUGGUGUUCACUAAGGUACUGCGAUCAUUCCGCCUGCCAGUUUCAUACAAAAAAGCACAUGUUGGCAAAGGAGAUGGUCUUUCCCAAUUUGCAUCAGCAAUGUUUAUUGUUGCUAAUUUGGGAGGAGGAAGCAAGACUCAAGAACACUUGGAUCGAUUAUUCAAGUCUUUAGAAUCCUAUUACCAUCCUUCUAAUUCAGGACCUUGGAGCCGCCAUCUUCACGAAUUCCUCAAUAAACUUACACUCCUCUUCAUAAGAAGGUUACACAGGGAACGUUAUAAGAAACCUUCUUGGGAAGUGGAUAUUGCUGUCCACAAGAAACUAACAGAAGAAGAAAUCACUGCAUUUGUACGAUGUGUGCAGACUCCUACAAUGCUCACCAUGUUCUCUCACACGGGGACUCACGAUGCUGGGAUUGUGUUUCACCGACUUUCUCUUUUACGGCCAGAGAUCAUCACACCACCCUUGCUUGAACAGCUUUACUCAUCACUGGAGACAACAACUGAGCCACAUCGUCUGACUGCAUCUCUAGAGUGUGUGGUAUGUGUAGCUCGAGCUUUGGUAGGGGGUGGCAAGCACUACCCGGAUGGCCAGAGACAUGUCAUCCCUUUGCUUCUCCAAACAUUACCAGGCAUUGAUCCUAAUGACAUAAAAAAAUGCAUGGUAACAUUCCAGUUCAUCUACACAUUGGUGACCCUUGUACCUUUUGUAGAUUGUUCAGCAGCUGUCGAAGAAUAUACUGACUUAACAGAAAUUGAGCAAGAGGUGUGUUUGCAGACAGCAGGAUUUGAAGACUUUGUGCUUCAGUUCAUGGACCGCUGUUUUGCUCUCAUUGAGAACUCGACCCUUGAGCAAAUAACUCGGUUGGACAGAGAGACGGAAAAAAUGAACAGAGAAGAAAACAUGCUGGAAAUGGGACUCUCUUCAACCUUCUCGGCUAUACUUACUCAGGCACAUCCACAGAUAUACCAAGCUGCUCUCCAGCGUUUACAGACGUUCAUCAAAGGAAAGAUGAUAGAAAUUCAUGUUGCAGGCAAAUUUGCUGCAAACAUGUGUCGUUCAGCAGUCAAAAUAAAUCCUUCAGAGGCACUAAAAGCAUUUGUCCCAGGAGUGUGUCGUUUAUUAUUGGCUUUGACUGAUAAUGAAGAAGUACAAAAAGAGGAACAUUUGGACGAUGAACUUCUAUUUAAUCUUCUCUUACUGUCUGAGCUUGUGCGUUGCAGUGGUACUUUCUUGAUAAAGUAUGUGCCACAAAUAACGCAGGUACUGACUCGGACACUACACCUCAAAAGUCGAGAAGGAUACCACCUUGCUGGCUCAGUCUUGCGGUACCUUUUGAAAUAUCUUGGCAUCACUAUGCCUUCAGAGUACCGGUCAAUGUCACAAACAUGGGAUGUGCCAAUUGCGGAUUCCCUUCCAAUAAGGCACUGGGGAGAAGCUGGUGAUAUAUAUAAUCUUGGUCUUACAUGGGUGGAGCCUGGUGAUGCUGAGGAAGCUGCAAUGACGACUCUUGUUCGUACCUUCCUAACUCCUGAACUAACUCUUUUACAUCAAGUAGCUAAAGGAGAAAAGGAGGUAUCGAGAGAGGUGUUACAACAAAGCCUGGCAAUUACUUUGGACAUAUUAUUGGGAGCUGGUGUUGCUCUGCCUCACUGGGAUGAAGAACCUAUCACAUUGAUAGAUAUGGCUGUACGGAAAGAUGCCUAUGAGUUUAUUGUCAGAAAACGAGAGUUGUAUGUAACUCUCAACUCUGAACAUUUCUCCACAAAUGUCCGCAAAGCUGUUGCAGAUGUUAUUCUGGAGUUAGAGGAGAGAUUGCUCUCUCAAGGCUCUGAUGAUACCAAAUCUCUCUGCCGAAUAGUAAAUAUAUAUCAUGGACUCUUGUUUUUCCAUGGUAUCUCUAAAGAUGACUUUGAUGCAAGGUGGAAGAGCUUCCAAUUUAUCAAGGAUGCAUUGGCCAACAAGUUAGCAAGAAAUAAACAACACAUACGAUCGCUUCUUGUGGAACGUGCAGUAUUACACCAAGAGAGCCGGAUGCUGGAGAACAGUGUGAAGUAUAUCACCACAACCAGUAGAGCUAUCAUGUCCAGCCUUCUGCAUCUUUCUACAAGUCAAUACAGUGAAGUGCGCAGCAAAAGCCAAAACACCCUGAAUCAGGUGUUCCAGUGCUUCCCUUACUCGUACAAACUUACUUUACCUGAUCUAAUUACCUGCCUUCAAGUCGAUCCAAUAGAAAAUCAUGAACAGUUCAAAGGAAGUCUGUACCUGUUGUUGGGGCGACAAAACAAGUCAUUAAUGGUACGUCGUGAUUGGGAGUCUCUGAACAUGGUGUGGCCUGCUUUAAUUGCUUCAAAACACUCUGAAAAGCCUUCAAUAAUUAGACUAAUGAAUGCCCUCUCAGAUGCUGUGUACUACUAUAUGGAGCUCUUUGCAGUACAUCAUGAGAUUUCACAGGGCGUUUUGAAAGCAGCGGAAGCCCUGUUACACUCAGAUGUGCCAAAGGUGAAAGAUGCGGAUGUUACUGAGGCAGCUAUAACUUUAGCCUGUGAUCAGUUAAAUGAAAGAGGAAAUUCCAAUCACAAACUUUAUAAGACACUCGUUGGAAAAAUGGUGACACUUCUUGAUUCAGGAGCACUGCAUUGGCGUUCUCACAACAUGGCUCUCAACCUCCUUGGUUGUCUCAUUCGGCCAGACAUCGCAUUUCCUGCUGAUGGUGUCCGAUCCUUUACUGCCGGUCUCAUCCAUGACAACAUCCGUAUUAGAGAAACCUCAACGUUCUACAUGCCUUGGAUCCUCAAGAAUCAAAAGCGUAAGCACAAGAAAAUCAAGAUUGACCCAUACAAUGUUGAUGGAGCACAUAGUAUUUCUAUCAAACCAGUUCCUGGUGACUCCAGACCUGAUAAUUUAUGGAUGCAGUAUGAUAGUAAGAAAAGAAUUAAUACUGAGGAGCAGUGGGAGGAGAGCAGAUUUGUGGAGAAGACCUAUUUUGGAUGGUAUACAUGGCCAAAAUCAUUGUUAGUUUAUGCUCCACCAUCACAGCAGCCAACACUAGAUCGAAAUCGAGAGGAGUUAAAAGAAGAAGAGAAGGAGAUUUAUGACUUUUUCAUCUCGCAUGAUAAUGUUGACAAAUUAGUAUCGUUUUUAUCUCUCGAAGAAAACAAAGAACGUGAUAAUUUCAACACUCGGCGUUUCUGGAUGUUUAAGGGUUUGUUCCGGAACUUUGGAGACACUUUCCUUCAUCUGUUGGAAGGUCAUAUAAAAAGACUGGUUGGAGAAACUCAAAAGAGCAGUCAAAGGUGUGCUGCAGAAAUUAUUACUGGUAUGAUACGUGGAAGCAAACAUUGGACCUUUGCUAAACAUGAAGCAUUAUGGGAGGUGUUAAAACCAAUCCUACAGGUAGGGAUGGCAAAGGUGACGGUGGAGACGGUGGAAGACUGGGGCACGUGCAUGGCCACAGCCAGUGCAGACAGAGACCCCAACAGAUUAGCACCCUUAAUGGAGAUCUUAAUGGAUGAUCCCCUUAGAGCUAGUGAAGGAGCAUUUAAUGGAUCAAGCCGAAUGUAUAUGUUAAUGGGAGGCCUAGGCCAGCAAGAAUGGCGUGUAGCAGAGUUAAGUCAUCGAUUGCUAGAGUAUCUGCGACCAUCACUUUCACACCCAUACAAAAGCAUUAGGGAUAGAUUGGGAAGUGUGUUAACGGGUAUCUUCAUGUACGACUUGGUGCUACCAGGUGGUGUGACGUCUCUCUACCCUAGUAGCUCCGAGUUUAUAGACUAUGUACUUCCUCAGCUAGCAAUACUGAUCCAGGAACCGGGCUCAAGCAUGGCCCAUGAUUGUGACUUAGAUAAUUCAAAAUGUGAUCCAUCACUCCCAUUGUCUCAAGACAUCCUCUCUUCUCAACAUCCUAAUGGUACGGUGUUUAGUGAAAGGGUUGUCCCAUCAAUGAUGGAUUUGCAAAGUUCCUCACUUAUGAGCAAUGAUAGUUUAAAUAAAGUGCUUAAUUCCAUGCAUAUUGAUGGAACUUCCCAACUCUCCUUAAUAAAUCCAUUGACAAACCACCUUGCCAGCCUGGAGUCUUCUAAUCUUCUGGCUGGACAUGAAAACAAGGAUGCUCUCAGGGUUAGUGCAAAACUGAAGCUCAGAGAAAACUGUGAUAUAUCUAGUGAUGUUAUAUGUGAACCUGUUAAUGUAAUACCUUCGCAUUCUCUUAGUGAUAUAAAGAACAAUAUUCAUGAGAAUCACAUCAAAAGUCCAGCAAAUGGAUGUUUUGGGGGCAGUGAAGAACGAAAAGCAACUGUGCGUCUGAUGAACACUGUGUGUCGAUGGCUUGUUGGCCAGAUGGGACGCUGCUACAAUGGUGUCACUCCAGAAAUUUACAGGCUUCUCCCUCACCUGUGUCAGUUGGAGAGUGUUGACAAUGAUCCAGAGCUUCGUGGUAAUUGUGUGGCAACAUUAGCUGUCAUAAGUCAAGCUCUUGUUCUUCCAGCUCGUGUUCCAGCACUCAUGGAUGCCAUCACACAGGUAGCUAAGAGCAGUUGGUGGCGUGCCCGAGCUGCAGUAUUGUCACUGCUACAGGUGGCUGUGUUUACCAACAUGUUUACGAUCCUAAGUGAUAACAGAGCUCCACAACAAGUACAAGAGCUGGUUGUGGGUCUCUUGUCUGAUGUGAGACUGGAGGUGCAGCAGAUGGCCUCUACUGUUCUGAGUGGACUUAUACAUUGUAAAUUCAUUCACGCCGAGGACAAACUCUUGGGAGACUUCACUUCCAAGCUACAGAAUGGCCGUGAUGAAAAGAGAAGACCAAAACAACCAUUAAAGACCCUAGAUGUUAUAGAGUUACAUGCAGGAGUUUUAGGGUUGUGUGCUUAUGUCAGUGCCUUCCCAUAUGAUGUCCCAGACAUGAUGCCUCAGGUUUUAGUUACACUUAGUGAACAUCUCAACGACCCACAUCCUGUACCUGCAACUAUAAAGAAGACCCUCAGCAAUUUUCGAAGGACACAUCAUGACAACUGGAGAGACCAUAAGCAGAAAUUUACCGAGGACCAGUUGGUAGUACUGACAGAUCUGCUGCUCUCCCCUUCUUAUUAUGCCUAACAUGAUACAUUGUCUUAAUAACUCGAAUAUCAUUUGUGGAAACCUUAUACUUGAUUCAAGUCAAUGUGGCUAAAGUAUUUUAUGAUCCCUAAGAGAUGUAGCACAUGUAAGCAAGCAGUUUUCUUAUUUUACCUUCAUGUGUGGGAGGAGUUGCAUUAACCAGGGUGUCAGGUUACUCUGUUGGUGUGCUCUCCUGGUUUUGUAUGCAAUUAAGCUACUGUAUGGCAAGUUAAUGUUAGCUGAAAAUGCAAAUUAAGUUUAUAUUGGUAAAGACAUUGUAACUUCUUGAAAGUUUGUAUAAAUUUUUUAACUAAAUUAAAUAUUAUGAUAACUAGCUUUUUGCCACUGAAGCAUACAACUGGAUGUCUUACUCAUAUCAUUCACAGCACAUUUUAAACAUUGACUGCCUGGAAUAAGUGCAGCCCAUUUUGAUAUUAGAGUUAAAUGUUCAGAGUUAGCAUAAAGAAUUUGUAAUGCGGAGCACUUACUGAGUACCAUAUUGGUUAGUUGACAGUACAGUUCGAUCAAACAUUAUUAAUAAGGCAUUGAAAAUUUCAGUGAUGCCGAGGUUAGUGCUUACAGAUAACAUUAAUCUGAGGUUUGGAAUGGUUUCCUAUUACUAUAGUAGAACUGUGUUCUUUGAUUGUUACAUUAUCCUCAUUAAUUGUAAAUUGCUUUUCUUUCACUUUAUGUAGCAGACAGAUUUAGUUUUUCUGCUCGCAGACAUUACGUUAGUGAAGAUAGCUCAGCUCUUCUCCAACUUUCUUGUGGGUCGUCAUCACCAUCUCGGUUUGUAGCUCUUAGGUAUAACGUGAUCAUUCGUAAAGCACAAGUUUGUGGUACUUGUUUCUAAAGAUUUUGUUUGUUUUACGAUAUAUAACAGCAUGAAGUUUGGACUUUUGUCCUAGGGCAUCACUAAAGCAUCUGCUCUUCAUUGCUUUUUAUGAUUUAUUCAAGUAAUUAAUUUUUAAAGCAAUUUGUUGUAUUAGAUUAUUUAAAAAUUUACCAGUGCCAUUAGCAAGAACUACUACUCCAUGAUAUUGCAUUACUGAUAUUUAGUUGUAUCUUUCACAUUGGUAUCUCUGUUACUGUUGUUUCACUUGCACAAAGACAAGUUAGCUCUCGGUAAUUUGUCAUACGCAACUUUAUCCCGUCCUCACAGUAUGUGAAGUGUCAAAUGUUGACACUUACCAUGCAUAAAGUGUCGAUCUAUUCUAGGCUAUCUGUGGCCAAUACUCAUUAGUCCUAGCAAACAGCACAAUAGUGACAUGAGAAUUCAGAACAUCUUUUUUUAUUGCAUGGUAUCCAGUUGAUGUAAACUUCAUUAUUUUUAAAAUGUGAACCAAGUUAGGUAAUGUGUGCGUAUUUAUGUAUAUAUGCUCUUAUUCAGUUUAAAUCUUUAAGGUUAGAGUAAUGACCUACAAUUAGCCAGAAUUGGAAAUAUUCAAUAAAAAACAAAAUUAUGGGAACCUAAAUAACUUCAAAGAUUUAGAUGAAAAUUCAAGAUUUUAGCUUCAGAACUGCAGAGUAAAUUUACAUUUGCUAAAAAUCAUUAGGGGACCUCAUUUUCACAGACAUGCUUGACUGAAGCACACAAACCUUGUCCCAGUUUAGAUAUAUGAAGAAUAAUCUAUUUAAAUUUAUUUCUGCAGAUGGGCAAUGUAACACAAUCCAUAGAAAUGUCAUUGAAGAAGUUAUGAAUUGCAUCUAAUUUAUAAAGCUCUAAAAUGGAACCUGUGGGUAGUUCUAAAUUGGAUUGACAAUUAUUGCACAUUGCCAGUCUUUGUAUUUGAUACCGUAAAACCCUUUGCAAUGCAAUUUAAUAAUACCAGGCAUUUUAUUUAUUUCUGGUUUACAAAGGCCAAGUAAUAUUUGUAAGUUAAAAUCAAGGCUGUAUUUUAUAUGUAACUUUUUGUAAAUUUCAAAAGUAUUUACAUAUAUAUUGUAUAUAAAACAGAAGGUACUGCAUUUAACAUAUGCUACCACCAUUGCAUGAUAAGAUAUACAUCAGGGUAACCUCAUGGAGUGAAUAAGUACAUAAGUUUUAAGGGGAUUAUACCGUGUACAUGUCACUAGUAGAGCUAGGGAAUUGGGGCAGAUUCAUUAUUUUAACUUUGUCAAGAUUGCAUGAUUGGUUCUUUCUAGGUAUAAAAAAUUGUUUUAUUACUUUUCAUUGGUUGGUGAAGCACUGUAGGACAAAACUACUUGUGUAAGUAUUUUUAAGCUAUAGUAGAACCAAAGUAUUGUACAGAUAAGCAGAGAAAUUUUAUACAAAUAUUUAUUGGUUAUGGAAUCAUUCCACCUAUGUACUGUAGUAACAAGUUUCAAGUAAUAAAGCAACCAAUCAAAA